CGGGUCACCAGGCAUCAGGUCAUUUGGCUCGACAGCGGGCACCGCAUCAUCUGGCAAGGCAGUGGGCACCAAGUCACCAGGCACGACAGUGGGCUCUGAGUCAAUUGGCAUGACAGCGGCACCGGGUCAUCAGGUACCGGAUCGUCUGGCUCGACAGCAGGCACCGGGUCAUCUGGCGCUGGAUCGUCUGGCUCGACAGCGGGCAUCGGAUCACCAGGCAUGACCGCGGGCACUGGGUCAUCAGGCAUUGGAUUGUCUGGCUCGACAGCGGGCAUCGGGUCACCAGGCAUCAGGUCAUUUGGCUUGCCAGCGGGCACCGCGUCAUCUGGCAAGGCAGUGGGCACCGGGUCAUCACUUACCGGAUCGUCUGGAUCAACAGCGGGCAUCGAGUCAACUGGCCUAAUAGGAUCAUCAGGCUGGAUCAGUUCAUCAGGCUGGGUAGAGGCAUCAGGCUGGGUAGAGGCAUCAGGCUGGGUAGAGGCAUCA
Messenger RNA from Staurois parvus, 486 nucleotides. The record is from the annotation of a GenBank genome assembly. NCBI's taxonomy places the organism in Eukaryota, Metazoa, Chordata, Amphibia, Anura, Ranidae.